Molecule: messenger RNA, 1011 nt
Organism: Glycine soja
Lineage: Eukaryota; Viridiplantae; Streptophyta; Magnoliopsida; Fabales; Fabaceae
Product: high mobility group B protein 7-like
Exons: 8
Coding region: 77-706 (209 amino acids)
Source: RefSeq, a predicted model, not a curated record
UUUCAUUUCGUAUUAUAUAUUAUAUAUUGGAAUUUGGAACCCUUGCCAUUCUCACUAGGACACAAGACGAUAACAAAUGGCAUCAUCUCAGUCGAGGAAGAGAGUUGACGCCGUCGAUUCUCGCGCUGCUUCCGUUCUCGUUCGCGCCAAAGAUGGCAGUGCUUUUGCUCGUUGCGACGAUUGCAAGAAGAAUGUGCCGGUUGCACUCAUCGACAUGCACAGUUGCAGCCUUGAAGCUAAAAUUAAAAUGAACCUAGACGCUCAAGUUGUGGAACAGGCUGCUGAAGCUAAGAAGCCGGAGAGGAAGAAGCCCAAAUCUAAAGAGCCUAUGGCAAAAAAAGCUAAAGUUGGGAAGGGGAAGAAAGUCAAGGAUCCUAACAUGCCUAAGCGUCCUCCCACAGCUUUCUUUGUCUUCUUGGAUGAUUUUAGAAAAUCUUUCAAAGAAGCUAAUCCUGAUUCUAAGGAUGUUAAAAGGGUUGGUAAAGAGGCUGGUGAAAAGUGGAGGUCUAUGACUGAUGAAGAGAAGAAGCCUUAUCUUGACAAAGUUGCUGAGCUUAAGGAAGAGUACGAGAAGGCUAUGGAAAGCUAUGAAGCUGGUCAAGAUGAAGAAGAUCAAACUGUGUCUGAUAAGGAAACUUCUGAUAAGGAAGCUGCUGCAAAAGAAGUUGCAAUAGAAGUUGAAGAGGAGCUAACUGACGAGGACUAAUGGUUGCAUUAUGGCACUCCUUGAACUUGAUAGCUAUUAUUCUAAGGGCCACAUAAUUACUUAACGACUAGGGUUGUAAAUUUUGGAACAUGUUUUAGUUGGAGUUAAAAACUGUUGAAAUCCAUGCGCAAUAUCUUUUCAUUUUUUGUAAUGCUCUCUUGUGAUGUUCGUGAAUGGUAGUCACAUUGUUUUCUACAAGAGGCUUGUUGGUCUCUUUUAGGAUUGAUUAUUGCUUGCAUAUGUUUGAGCCUUUGAGGCAAUUGGUAAAUAGUCUGAUGGCUACAGCGAUAUUCAUUGGAUUGACA